ACGAAUUUGGAAAAACUAAAAAAGUAAAAAGGGGUUAUGCAAACAAUUGCAAAAAAAUAGUGAAAACUCCGAGUCGCCGGAAUUUCUCGCCGCCGGCUGUCUUCCGACUAGAUCGCUACCAUGGCGGAGAAAGAUGAUCCGUUUCUGAGCUUAUCCGAUCUAGAAUCUGAGCUAGAUUCAAUCCCUAUCCCUAUGUUCUUCGAUAGAAAUCGCCAUAUUUGCUAUUUAGAGAUGAUGCUUGAGCUACUACCUUCACCUUACCAAUCGCAAGAGAUCAAUCGCCUUACUCUUGCUUACUUUGCCAUCUGCGGUCUCGACAUCCUUCGCUCUCUCGAUCGCGUUGACAAAGAAGGGGUGAUUAAUUGGGUUUUAUCACUGCAAGCUCAUCCGCAAGACAAAGCUGAACUGAGCAAUGGACAAUUUUAUGGGUUCCAUGGUUCUAGAAGUUCUCAGUUUCAACCAAAUGACUAUGGGGAUGCAAUCCCAAAUUGCAGUCAUUUGGCAAGUACUUACUGCGCACUAUCCAUAUUGAAGACUCUUGGCUAUGAUUUUUCACUACUGGAUUCCAUGUCAAUCAUCAAAUCAAUGAAAAAUCUUCAGCAACAUGAUGGGAGCUUUAUGCCCAUUCAUAGCAGGGCAGAGACAGACCUCCGUUUUGUAUAUUGUGCAGCGGCUAUCUCUUCCAUGUUGGAAAACUGGAGUGGCAUUGACAAAGAGAAAGCCACAGAGUACAUAAUAAACUGUCAGUCAUACGAUGGUGGCUUUGGUUUAACUCCUAGUUCAGAAUCACAUGGUGGUGCCACUUUUUGUGCGGUUGCAUCUCUCAGAUUGAUGGGAUUAAUUGAAGAUGAUAUAUUGUCGAAGAAUGUAUCCUCUUGUUUUAUAAACGUUCCCUUGCUUCUAGACUGGAGCUUACAGAGACAGGCAGCCACUGAUGGUGGAUUCCAAGGUAGACUAAACAAAGCUACUGACACCUGUUAUGCUUUCUGGGUGGGAGGAGUUCUAAAGAUCUUAGGGGCUCACAAGUUCAUCAACUAUGAAGGCUUACGUAAAUUUCUUUUCACCUGUCAAUCCCAGUAUGGUGGUUUUGGUAAAACUCCAGAGCAGCUGCCAGAUCUUUAUCACGCCUACUAUGGAUUUUGUGCAUUUAGUCUGUUAGAGGAACCUGGCCUCAAUUCAAUCUGCACUGAGCUGGGUAUAACAAAUGGACCUGUGCAGCUGCUAUGAAUCUCACCCCGCACUCAUGAUCACAAGGAUUUUCAAGGCCCGGGUACAAUUAAGUUGCUUGGAGAUAAGAAUUAAGAAGUAUUGAUACUUUUUUAUCUACUUCUUUUCGUAUUUUCUGUGUAUUAUUAAACUAUAUAUCAUAUUUGAUUCAAGAUAAUUUUUGGCAUUGAUGAUACAACUUUAUUUUCACCUUGCUAUGUUCGUUACCUUUGAAAGUGAUCGCCUAAUUGUUGUAGGCUUGUAGCAUUUUUGACAUUCUGCUCCGAGAUGUUAAUGAUGGUGGCUUUUUCAUAA
Solanum dulcamara is the source of this 1521-nucleotide messenger RNA. RefSeq names its product geranylgeranyl transferase type-1 subunit beta. Gene Ontology annotation, molecular function: CAAX-protein geranylgeranyltransferase activity. The transcript is spliced from 11 exons. Bases 121 to 1227 code for a protein of 368 amino acids. NCBI's taxonomy places the organism in Eukaryota, Viridiplantae, Streptophyta, Magnoliopsida, Solanales, Solanaceae. Gene Ontology annotation, cellular component: CAAX-protein geranylgeranyltransferase complex. Gene Ontology annotation, biological process: protein geranylgeranylation. The record is from RefSeq and is a predicted model, not a curated record.